CCUCAUCAGAUAGAAUCAGCAACCAAGGAAAAUCCAUCGUGUCAUCAUCUCGUCUUGUUCUCGAUCUAGUCAUCCGUGUAUCCUUUGAAAGAAUAGGUCUAGAAGAAACAACAGCGCUGCCAAGUUUACAAAUAGAUUUACAAAUAGAUCCACCGCACCAAAGAAGCCAGAACUAGAAUCAAUCGGAAUGUACGCAGAAAGGAGGAUGACUGCCACGACCAGAGCAUCGCUCGUGGCGCUGCUGUCUCUGGUAUGGACCUCCCGAUUGCACCGGCCGUGCGAGGGCUUUGUCCCGGCCGGUCGGAAUGGGGUUGCGACUAGGUCGAGGCUUUACGUGAUAUCCUCUCCCCCGCCGCCACCAGCGGGUUCGUCUUCCAGAACAAGCGACGACGAGGACGAGAACGAACACGGGGCUCUCUUCACGCUCGACGAGUCCUCCGCCGGGGAUUUCUUUCAGGUGGACGAGGAGAAAGAAGCACUCCCACCGAUGUCCGAUCGCCCGCUCCCGGAAUACACCAACACGCCAGAGCCCAUCCAGGAAGCCGGUGGUAUCGCUGCCGAGGACGAGGACGACCUGUCGUUCUUUUAUCGAGACGAAGACGAUAUGCUCACGGAACGCGAGGAUCGAUUGUACACCGACGAAAAGGGGAUCCGGCGAGAGAUCGAGAAAUGCAUCCUCGUCGGCGUAGAAGACCUGGCGGCGCAGCGCCGGGCCAAAAAGGCAGAACUGUACUACGACCCGCUGGACUCUGGAGCCGAGGCACCCAUUUUUUCUCUCGAAGAAAGCAUGAUCGAAAUGAGAGAACUGGUCCGGACAGCGGGAAUGAGCCUCGAGGGGGAAAUCGUCCAGAGACAAAAAGAAGUCAACCCAAAAACCUACAUCGGAUCCGGAAAGGUCGAGGAGGCCCGGGCGCUCAUGGACGAACACGAUGCCUGCACCAUCGUGUUCGAUGCGGAACUGAGCCCCGGCCAGCAAAAGACGCUGGAAAAAAUCUUCAACCGAAACGCGCUGCAGAACGAUUUCCUAGGGGAGGACCAGGAAAUCAAGGUCGUUGACCGCACGGCACUCAUUCUAGAUAUCUUUGCGCAACACGCCAAGACGAGGGAGGGAAAGCUGCAGGUCGACCUGGCGCUGCACGAAUUCCGAAAGCCACGACUCACAAAAAUGUGGACCCACUUGGAGCGCCAGUCCGGUGCGGGAGGGGUUGGUUUGCGGGGUCCCGGUGAGUCACAGCUAGAAAUCGAUCGACGUCUUGUUCGGGAUCGCAUCAUCGUGCUCAAGAAAAAGAUCGACGACAUCCAAAAACAGAGAUCGAUUCAUCGACGGGGCCGACAACGAACGGGACUUCCGCUCUUGUCGCUUGUCGGGUAUACAAACGCCGGAAAGUCCAGUGUUCUCAACAGUCUGACAAGGGCGGGUGUGAUGGCAGAAAGCAUGCUGUUUGCAACGCUGGAUCCAACUACGCGCAAAGUCAAGCUUCCGGGCGAGUCCGCCCACCCGGAAUUCCUCUUGACCGACACCGUAGGAUUUAUCCAAAAGCUUCCGACAAACCUUGUCGCGGCGUUUAGGGCCACCUUGGAAGAAGUAGAAAUGGCCGAUGUCCUAGUGCACGUCAUCGACGUGGCCAAUCCGUCUUGGGAAAAACAGGAGCGGGCGGUUCGUUCCGUUUUGUCCGAGAUGGGCGUGGGAGACAAGCCCGUCGUAAGGGUCUUGAACAAGAUCGAUCUCCUGGACGAGGAUGAGGCCGAAAUGCUAACAUACGAGGCGGCUUUUUCGGAUGAUACGGUGGCCGUGUCGGCUCUGACGGGCGAGGGGAUGGAAGAUUUUGUUGUGGCCGUAGAGGAAUCCCUGAAUUCGCUUCUGGCUCCGAUCGAGCUCGUAAUUCCUUACAACAAGGGACAGGAGCUGAGCAUCAUUCACGAACAAGGAGUUGUGGAGACAAUAGAUUACCGUCCCGAGGGAACCUAUGUGCUCGGCAGAGCUCCUCCCGCCGUUGCGAACCGAUUGCAGAUGUACAGCAUGGCAGACAGCGCGACCGGAGACGACACGCAGCAAUCUACGAAUACGAAAGCAACAGCGGACACCGACGACGAAAUCGAUUGGGUCGCUCUGGGUCGUGGACGUCACGGUCAAGACUAAGAAUAUUAGAGAGGCUAAGUAGCUAAAACAAUAUAAUAUCAGUAAACUA
Molecule: messenger RNA, 2189 nt
Organism: Pseudo-nitzschia multistriata
Lineage: Eukaryota; Bacillariophyta; Bacillariophyceae; Bacillariales; Bacillariaceae
Source: the annotation of a GenBank genome assembly